CAGCCUCGCUCUGGUCCCUGCGGCUGGCGGCCGAGCCGUGUGUCUCCUCCUCCGCCGCCGCCAUAUUGUCUGUGUGAGGAGAGGGGAGAGCGGCCGCUCCCGCUGCCGCUUCCACCACAGUUUGAAGAAAACAGGUCUGAAACAAGGUCUUACCCCCAGCCAUCUCUGCACACAGUGACUGCCAGAUCUUCAAGCCUCAAGUUCAGCUUUGUCCGCCAACCUGUCUGACAUGUCGGGACCCGUGCCAAGCAGGGCCAGAGUUUACACAGAUGUCAAUACACACAGACCCCGAGAGUACUGGGAUUAUGAGUCACAUGUGGUGGAAUGGGGAAAUCAAGAUGACUAUCAGCUGGUUAGAAAGUUAGGCCGGGGUAAAUACAGUGAAGUAUUCGAAGCCAUCAACAUCACAAAUAAUGAAAAAGUUGUUGUUAAAAUUCUCAAGCCAGUAAAAAAGAAGAAAAUUAAGCGAGAAAUAAAGAUUUUGGAGAAUUUGAGAGGCGGUCCCAACAUCAUCACACUGGCAGACAUUGUAAAAGACCCUGUGUCACGAACCCCUGCCUUGGUUUUUGAACACGUAAACAACACAGACUUCAAGCAAUUGUACCAGACGUUAACAGACUAUGAUAUUCGAUUUUACAUGUAUGAGAUUCUGAAGGCCCUGGAUUAUUGUCACAGCAUGGGAAUUAUGCAUAGAGAUGUGAAGCCCCAUAAUGUCAUGAUUGAUCAUGAGCACAGAAAGCUACGGCUAAUAGACUGGGGUUUAGCUGAGUUUUACCAUCCUGGCCAAGAAUAUAAUGUCAGAGUUGCUUCCCGAUACUUCAAAGGUCCCGAGCUACUUGUAGACUAUCAGAUGUACGAUUAUAGUUUGGAUAUGUGGAGCUUGGGUUGUAUGCUGGCAAGUAUGAUCUUCCGGAAGGAGCCAUUUUUCCAUGGACAUGAUAAUUAUGAUCAGUUGGUGAGGAUAGCCAAGGUUCUGGGGACAGAAGAUUUAUAUGACUAUAUUGACAAAUACAACAUUGAAUUAGAUCCACGUUUCAAUGAUAUCUUGGGCAGACACUCUCGUAAGCGAUGGGAACGCUUUGUACAUAGUGAAAACCAGCACCUUGUCAGCCCUGAGGCCUUGGAUUUUUUGGACAAGCUGCUGCGGUAUGACCACCAGUCACGGCUCACUGCAAGAGAGGCCAUGGAACAUCCCUAUUUCUACACUGUCGUAAAGGACCAGGCUCGAAUGGGUUCAUCUAACAUGCCAGGGGGCAGUACACCUGUCAGCAGCGCCAAUAUGAUGUCAGGGAUUUCUUCAGUGCCAACCCCAUCGCCCCUUGGACCUCUGGCAGGCUCACCAGUGAUUGCUGCUGCCAACCCCCUGGGGAUGCCUGUUCCAGCUGCCGCUGGUGCUCAGCAGUAAUGGCCCCAUCUGUCUCCUGAUGCCUGAGCAGAGGUGGGGAAGUCCACCUUCUCCUUGAUGCAGCUUGCGCCUGGCGGGGAGGGGUGAACACUUCAGAAGCACCGUGUCUGAACCGUUGCUUGUGGAUUUAUAGUAGUUCAGUCAUAAAAAAAAAUUAUAAUAGGCUGAUUUUCUUUUUUUUUUUCUUUUUUCUUUUACUUUUUUUUCUUUUUUGUUUUUAACUCGAACUUUUCAUAACUCAGGGGAUUCCCUGAAAAAUUACCUGCAGGUGGAAUAUUUCACGGACAGAUUUUUGUUCUCCCCUUCCAAAUUCAGUUCCUCAUGACUAAAGAACAAAGAUAAACCAGCCUCAAUCCCAGCUGCUGCAUUUGGGCAGAGAUUUCUUCCCAUUCCCACUGUUGCUUCCCCCAUCUUCCUACACUUUGGGGGGUUGUAUCUCACGCUCUUCUCCAGAGAUUACAAAAACGUAACUUCUCAGGAGGCAGGAAGGAAGAGAGGCAGGUCGGACCCAAUCUAAGAGCAGUGUACUGCUGGUCACUUACAUGACUUUACUCCAGAAGUGCUUCAGUGGGGUUAUCCUGGUGACUCUAGUGGAAGCGUGUCUUACUUAUAUUGAGAUGUUGAAAAUCUACACAAAGUGCAGACAGAUCCUAAAAACUUCUGUUUAGUAUGAAUCAUGUCUUACUGACCUAACCCUAAAUCCAGCUCACUUAUAAUUUUAGUUUUAGUUUAGUUUAAAAUUGUGAUACCUUCCCUCCCAGGCUCCUUCCUACCUUGAUCUUUUCCCCUUUCACCUCCCAACAUGCUGUGCUCAAUAGCUGAUAGGAGGGAGAAGGCAAAAAUCUUUUCAUUUUCUUUGACUUGGCCAUGUUGAAGUCACUUGGUUACUGGGCAUAGCUUACUGCUUUUCUCAAAAGAACAUUUUCUAUGUAGGUUUCAUGAUAGCAGCUCUGAGAACUAAUGGGCAGUGAGGCCACGCUGAGUUUCAUUUUAAGCUUUCUACCUUCUUUUCCUCCUACCCUCCCUUCCUUUACAUGCCAUCCAAUGAGAAGACCUGUUCCUCGGUCUUAUAAAUGUAUCUAAAAGGCAGGAGCAGAGCCACUAUCUCCAGUGAAACAGAAAUGGUAGACCUGUAAUCGUGGGCCACUAUCAACUGUUGUUACAGCCCUGCCACCCCUUGCUGUGUGUAUAUAUAUAAUACUUUGUCCUUCAUAUGUGAAAGAUCCAGUGUUGGAAUUCUUUGGUGUAAAUAAACGUUUGGUUUUAUUUAUCAAGGUUA
Marmota flaviventris (yellow-bellied marmot) is the source of this 2684-nucleotide messenger RNA. It is a transcript of the gene Csnk2a1, whose product is annotated as casein kinase 2 alpha 1. The record is from RefSeq and is a predicted model, not a curated record. Gene Ontology annotation, cellular component: cytosol; nucleus; protein kinase CK2 complex. Gene Ontology annotation, biological process: regulation of cell cycle; peptidyl-threonine phosphorylation; peptidyl-serine phosphorylation. Lineage: Eukaryota; Metazoa; Chordata; Mammalia; Rodentia; Sciuridae. Gene Ontology annotation, molecular function: ATP binding; protein serine/threonine kinase activity.